AUGACAGCGCUGACAGGCGGCAUACCGAGAAUGAUGCGACCAACUCCGCACCAAAACUACCCACGGGGAGGCUAUUCUCUAGAAGUCUCAACCCCGUUAGGACAGGGGCGAGUAAACCAGCUGGGUGGCGUCUUCAUAAACGGCAGACCUCUCCCCAACCACAUCCGUCACAAAAUCGUGGAGAUGGCCCAUCACGGCAUACGGCCCUGCGUCAUCUCGCGCCAGCUCCGAGUGUCCCACGGCUGCGUCUCCAAAAUCCUGUGCCGGUACCAGGAGACGGGCUCCAUCAGGCCGGGCGCUAUCGGAGGCAGCAAGCCCAAGCAAACGACAACUCCAGAUGUGGACAAGAAGAUCGAAGAGUACAAGAGGGAAAAUCCGGGGAUGUUCAGCUGGGAAAUAAGGGACAAGUUACUGAAGGAUGGGAUCUGCGACAGGAACAACGUCCCUUCAGUGAGCGCAAUCAGUCGCAUCAUGCGCUCUAAAUUCGGGGGAAAUGGUGAGGAUGAGGAAGAUGAUUAUGAACUGGAGAAGAGGGAAAUGGAGGAAAACGAACGACGGACCAAGCACAGCAUCGACGGUAUCCUAGGAGACAGAUCCAGCCACUCGGACGAGGGUUCAGAUGUGGACUCGGAGCCGGGCCUGCCGCUCAAGAGGAAGCAGCGCCGCAGUCGGACCACCUUCACAGCAGAGCAGCUGGAGGAGCUCGAGAGGGCCUUUGAACGCACGCACUACCCCGACAUCUACACACGGGAGGAGCUGGCUCAGAGGGCCAAACUCACAGAGGCCCGAGUACAGGUGUGGUUCAGCAACAGGAGAGCCCGGUGGAGGAAACAAGCGGGAGCCAAUCAGCUGAUGGCGUUUAACCACCUCAUCCCUGGCGGUUUCCCUCCAUCAGCCAUGACCGGCCUACAGCCCUACCAGCUGUCAGACAGCCCCUACCCUCCCACAUCCAUAACGCAGGCUGCAUCGGAACAGCUCGGUACGGUGCACAGGCCGCAGCCGCUCCCGCCAACCUCGGUGCACCAGAAUGGGAUCGGCUCGUCCACAGGGUCCCAAGAUGGAGGAUCGGCUUACUGUCUGUCCUCUGGGCGCCAUGGCUUCUCUGGCUACUCUGAAAGCUUUGUGGCCCCGUCGGGACACUCCAACACUGUAAACCCCACCAUCAAUAACAGCCUCUCACCACAGGUGAUGGGUCUGCUGAACCCAGGAGGAGUCCCCCACCAGCCCCAGAGUGACUUCGCUCUCUCCCCUCUGACUGGAGGCCUGGAGCCCAACGGCGGCAUGGCGGCCAGCUGUCACGGGUCCCAGCGCCGGGAGGCCCUACCAGGCCUGACUAGUAUGCCCGCCCUGCCGAGUUCCCAGUCCUACUGUCCGCCGACGUACAGCUCGCCCGCAUACGCUGUGGACCACCACCCGCCCUACCAAUACGGACAGUACACCCAGAACAAGGUGCCUUUCAUGAUAUGA
This is a messenger RNA of Lampris incognitus (smalleye Pacific opah), 1467 nucleotides long. It is a transcript of the gene pax3a, whose product is annotated as paired box 3a. Gene Ontology annotation, molecular function: RNA polymerase II cis-regulatory region sequence-specific DNA binding; DNA-binding transcription factor activity, RNA polymerase II-specific. Gene Ontology annotation, biological process: regulation of transcription by RNA polymerase II; anatomical structure development. The transcript has 9 exons. Bases 1 to 1467 code for a protein of 488 amino acids. The record is from RefSeq and is a predicted model, not a curated record. NCBI's taxonomy places the organism in Eukaryota, Metazoa, Chordata, Actinopteri, Lampriformes, Lampridae.